UUUUCAGUAAGUGGAAAAAUUAGACAUGAUCAACCCCCCGAUGGUGUUGAAUUUGGCGGAAAAUUGCCACCUCGUGUGCGCGCCUCGUCGUCGUCGUCCUUCAACGGUUGGGUACCUUUCGUGGAUGGGGUUUUGGAGAUUUUCGAGAGAUGGAGAAAACUCACCCUGGCAGAGGUCAUCCGAUGGGCGUUUUACGAUUUUCUGGCCGGCUCUUAUCAGUAGGAAACGGUAUAAAAGUUAGUAUCUGGGGCCAUCAUCAAUUAUAGCUUGUUCGGUUGUUCAGCUGUUCAGUAAGAAGUGCGGUGUUUGCAGGUUUUUGUAGUGCAGUGUACAAGAUGAAGAUGUUUGUGGCGUUCUUGGCUUGUGUGGCAGUUGCUGCAGCCGACGUGAGUCUUAUACAUCCGGCAGGACACCUGGAACCACCGGUAGAACAUCUCACUUCUAAGGAAUUCAACGCUCCCUGGCCCGAGAAGAACUCCUGGGAACCGUUGGCUGAUCCUCACCAACCGAUUAGCGUGAUUACGAACAACAACAACAACAACAACAACGUUGCUCAUGAUGGCUACCAUUACGAUAACAACAACAACCAAAAUUUGAACCAGAACUUCAACAACAAUUACAAUAAUGAUUACAACAACAAUUACAACAACGAUUACACCCACAACAACAACUAUAACAACUACAACAACAACAACCAAAACUACAACCAGGUGGCCACCUACACCAACCACCACCAAAGCCACCAAGGUCAAAUCACCAAAACCAACCACGGCCAGGUGUCCUUCGAAGUGACCCACCCCUACUGGGCCACCUCCUUCGCCAAGAUCAACCGUUUCGACACCUGGCCAGCGGCCCCCGCUCCGUUCGUGGCCGCCGCCCCGCUCCCUCUGGUGGCCACUGCCCCCACCGCCUUUGUGGCCACCUCGGCGCCCAUCAUCGCCACCAACGCCGCUCCCUUUGUGAAGCCCGCGGUCGUGUACAACGAUCAGGUGGCCAAGUGGAACAACCCGUGGGCCCACCAGCACCAUGGCUGGAACGGACCGGUGGCCAAGUACGUGGCCAUCACGCCUGGAUCGGUGCACAUUGCCCCGCUGCCCGGACAUACCGUCUCGCAGAAGAUUCUGAACCUGGCGCCGGCGGCGAGCUGGUAGAAUAGUUGCUGCGGGAAGAGACGCAUGGUAUGUUGAAUAGUUCGUAAUAAAAUGGAAGGUUGUUAAAUGAAAAGAAGGUGUUGUUUUAUUGCAAUUCUGAAUAAUACAGCACAAACCCUGAA
Molecule: messenger RNA, 1273 nt
Organism: Culex pipiens pallens (northern house mosquito)
Lineage: Eukaryota; Metazoa; Arthropoda; Insecta; Diptera; Culicidae
Exons: 2
Coding region: 336-1151 (271 amino acids)
Source: RefSeq, a predicted model, not a curated record